AUGGAACGGGAUUGCUUUCGUUUUGUGAAAAAAUAUCAUCAGUGUCAAAUUCAUGGUGAUCUCAUUCAUUCACCUCCUUCAGAGUUGCACCUCAUGGCCGCUCCUUGGCCCUUUGUUGCAUGGGGAAUAGAUGUCAUCAGACCAAUUGAGCCUAAAGCUUCUAAUGGACAUCAAUUUAUUUUGGUCACAAUUGAUUACUUUACUAAAUGGGUGGAGGCAAUCACUUUCAAGGCAGUCACUAAGAAGGUGGUCGUGGAUUUUGUCCAUUCAAACAUCAUUUGUCGUUUUGGUAUCCCAAGAACUAUUAUCACGAAUAAUGCUGCAAACCUUAAUAGCAAUUUGAUGAAGGAGGCCAACGGAGCUAUGGAGGCAGCCAAUAAGAAUAUCAAAAAGAUUCCCAGAAAAAUAGUUCAAGGCACUAGACAAUGGCAUGAGAAGCUGUCUUUUGCAUUUUUAGGAUAUCGCACAACAAUGCGCACCUCGAUUGGUGCAACUCCUUAUUUGCUGGUGUAUGGGACUGAGGCUGUGAUACCAGCGGAAGUCAAAAUUUCAUCUCUUCGAAUUAUUGUCGAGGCUGAAAUUGAAGAUAUUGAAUGA
Solanum verrucosum is the source of this 597-nucleotide messenger RNA. RefSeq lists its product as uncharacterized. The transcript has 2 exons. Gene Ontology annotation, biological process: DNA integration. Bases 1 to 597 code for a protein of 198 amino acids. Gene Ontology annotation, molecular function: nucleic acid binding. NCBI's taxonomy places the organism in Eukaryota, Viridiplantae, Streptophyta, Magnoliopsida, Solanales, Solanaceae. The record is from RefSeq and is a predicted model, not a curated record.